AAACGGAAACGGGCGGGUUCACGAAAGAGAGAAAAGCGGCGAGAGGCGAUGCUUGGACGAAAAAAAAGAAUCAAUUAACUUCACAAAAAAUACUUAGGAACUGUUUCUGGUGCUUUCUUCAUCGACGGAAGGCCCACAACAAUGUCUGCCCAAGCUCAAAUGAGAGCUUUGCUCGACCAGCUGAUGGGAACAGCGAGGGAUGGUUCAGUGUAUCUUUGCCAGCCUACAACAAUCUGCAAAGGAGUUGCAGAAAAGCCUCAUGUUCAUCGAGCCCGGGUUUAAAAUUCUGCAGCUGAGGUCUUGAAGAUGCAGAAGGGUACAGUAUGUGGUGCGGAUCGCAGCGAUGAGACGCGGCAGAUGGUCAAGUUCAGCGACGACCGAGUCUGCAAAAGUCAUCUACUGAACUGCUGUCCACAUGACAUCCUGUCUGGAACUCGUAUGGACCUGGGAGAGUGCACGAAGAUCCAUGACCUGGCACUUCGGGCAGAUUAUGAAAUUGCUUCCAAGGAUAGAGAUAUGUUCUUUGAGCUAGACGCGGUGGAUCACCUGGAGUCGUUCAUUGCCGACUGUGACCGGAGGACAGAACUAGCCAAGAAGCGCCUGGCUGAGACCCAAGAGGAGAUCAGUGCUGAGGUGGCAGCAAAGGCAGAGAAGGUCCAUGAGCUGAAUGAGGAAAUAGGGAAGCUACUGGCCAAGGCCGAGCAGCUCGGAGCCGAGGGGAACGUGGACGAGGCUCAGAAAGUCCUGCAGGAAGUGGAGAAGGUCCGAACUAAGAAGAAGGAUGCAGAGGAAGAGUACAGAAACUCCAUGCCAGCCUCCAGCUUCCAGCAGCAGAAGCUCCGGGUGUGCGAAGUGUGCUCCGCUUACUUGGGUCUCCAUGACAACGAUCGUCGUUUGGCCGACCAUUUUGGUGGGAAGCUUCAUCUGGGCUUCAUCCAGAUCAGAGAGAAACUGGACCAACUAAAGAAAACCGUGGUCGAGAAGCAGGAGACAAGGAACCAGGAGCGCCUGAAGAGACGAGAAGAGAGAGAGAAAGAGGAGAAGAUGAAGAAGACGACCAGAUCACGCAGCAGAGAGCCGAAAAGAUCCCGUUCUCGUGACCGCAAAAAGAAGCGCUCACGCUCCACGUCACGAGAGAAGCGGCGCUCACGCUCCCGCUCCAGAGAGAGGAGGAGGCGGCACCGCAGCCGCUCCACCUCCCGCAGCCGAGGACACCGCCACAGCCACGAGCAGAGCUCCAGACACAAGUCGUCCCGGGACCGAGAGCGCUCCUCCAGAGAGCGGUCACGGGAGCGGGAGAAGAGGGAGGGGGUGAAGAGGGAGGGGGAGAAGAGGGAGGGAGAGAAGAGGGAGGGGGUGAAGAGGGAGGGGGAGAACGGGCGGUCGGACUCCCGCCGGGGGGAGGACCGGGACACGGGGGACCUCUGAAGACCAAACUCCAUCCAUCACGACUCACCGCGUCCUCCUGUCUCCCUCACUGUCCGUCCAUUUCUAAAAAAGAAUAACCUAAUGUCACGCAGUCCCGCCUCCAUCCCUCUGUUCUCCUCCUUUCUUUCUUUCCACAGUACCAGAAGUAUAACAGUUUUCCAGAUCGAUCACAAGCAUUUGGAUUGGUGGGGAUUUAGAUAUUGAUCAGUAGUGGAGUGUAUUGUGAUGCCUACAUCUGUGAUUUGGUUGCUGUCUGUAUCUGAUAAAUACCCUGCAUUGAACACAUAAACACACGGCCUGCCGGACUGAAGCUUAGAGUAACUGAUCCUUUUAUUAUUACCGUUUGAUACAAUCUGAAUAUCUUAUUUCUCAUUCUUUUGUAGGCCUUCAUUUUUCAUCUCCCUUUUUAAAGAUUUAGUUCCACAAGCACCCAGAAAACUGUUGUUGAGUGCAGUUCAUGAAUGUUUUCUUAGUUUAAGCCCUGUUAACGUUUUAGGGAAUUCAGACCCAAAUGGUUUUUAAGUUGCGAGUUUUAAGUACCAUCCUUAUGUUUCCUCAUGUCCCCUUUUUAUGUUUAAACUUCACUAAGUUUUAUUUGACGCUGCCGGUAGUGAAGGGGGAGUUUUUGUUUUGAAGAGUAAAUGCUUGUUUGGAUUUGUUUUGGUGGCAUGUCUCUUUGUUUUCUCAUUUCUCCCCCUCUUGAUUGUCUUGUAUUUAAAACCCACACAGUUGUUGUUGUUGUUGACGUGAGAAGCAGCAGCUCCAGAAAUGAAUUGGAAGGUCGAUGCUAUAUCUGUACAUACAUUUUUAUUAGCGUUUCAUUUUGGCCCAGUUUCAACAAGUUCCUCUGAAUAGAUUUAUAAUUGCAAACAGAUUUUAACGGAUGCAUUGCUUUACCUUCUGUGUGAAGUCAUAUCUGUUUAUGUUCUGCUGGAAAUCUUUCUUUAAAAUCUCCAUUAAAACAAAUAUUGCCA
Molecule: messenger RNA, 2402 nt
Organism: Gymnodraco acuticeps
Lineage: Eukaryota; Metazoa; Chordata; Actinopteri; Perciformes; Bathydraconidae
Gene: luc7l
Product: LUC7-like (S. cerevisiae)
Exons: 12
Coding region: 307-1428 (373 amino acids)
Biological process (GO): mRNA splice site recognition
Cellular component (GO): U2-type prespliceosome; U1 snRNP
Molecular function (GO): mRNA binding
Source: RefSeq, a predicted model, not a curated record